UCUAGUUAUGCGUGCAUAAACCGGAUCUUGUCAAACCCCUAAACACGCUUGACGUGAAUUUGCAAUAAUAAAUUUUUUUUUUUCGCAUGCUCGUCAUUGUGAUGCGUUAUUCGCCGACGGGCAUGACGUUUCACACUCGUCUCGUCGUCGAACUUCGGAUCCGGCGUGAGCGUUUUCAUCGGACUAGUCCUCUUCUGUCGUCGAUUUGCUACUUCACGGGGGUAUGCCCACCACUUGUUCGACGAAAAUCCACCUGAAAUGUUGGAUGAUUAAGCAGAGUUUGGAGAAGCUUUCAUGAAAAGCGAGAUCUAUGGAUGUUUCUAGAUCUAAUCUGAUGAGAUCUCUCCACUUGAAGUUCCAAUGGAAUAUGAUUAUUUGCAUUGCCACUAAAAAUGGAUUCUGCUCAAUCUUGAAAUCUGGCAGCUUUCAAAUUGUUAUGGCCUUCGCCGUAUGAAGUUUACUGGUUGAAAGACUUAUAAAUUGAUAUUGGACGUGAAGCAGCGGAAACUUACCGUUGGGGGUUUUGCUUUUGAGGAUUCUAUGUUUGGCAACAUGCAUAGAGCUAGAUUGUCUCUUGGAGUAGCAUGGAAGAAUUUGCUAUCUAGAAAGUAUUUUCUUGCUGCACAUAUGAGUCAGUUGACUUGGAAUCAAAGGUGCAUUUUGAUGCUCAUUAUAUUACUUGCAACAACUCACGCACCAACCUAUUAUAUGUGAAUUCGGCAGUCUACAAAACGUGAUGAUGUGCCCUAUAUGAAGUUUACUACUUACAAAGAUUAAUUGACUGUGCGUGAAACAGCGAAGGGAGGUGUUUUGUGGUUGAAGAGUUUGCUUAGUUAAAAUGGUCAUUAAUGUUCUGUGUUCCAUUGCUGAAGCUCAUUAAUUAAUCGCAGUGACGCCAGACGACAUGCAAAGCUCAAUCUUGAUGAAUCUGGCAGCUCACAAAUUGUGAUGGCCUUCUCCGUAUGAAGUUUACUGGUUUAAAGACUUACAGAUUGAUAUUGGACGUGAAGCAACGUUAUCUCUUGAAGAAGUUGCAGCAUUCAGCUAUUCUCCAGAAAGUGUUUUCUUUCGAAAAGCCAAGGACCAAGGUUUAUUCUACAAGAUAGUUCUCAGCUUGCAUUUUAGGACAGCUAUCCAAAAAAAGUCAAUGGGGGCAUUCCGAGAAUCGAACUCGGGACCUCUCGCACCCAAAGCGAGAAUCAUACCACUAGACCAAAUGCCCUGUUGUUUAUGUAAUUCGAUCAACGCAUAACUGUUCUUGAAACUCUAAUAUUACUGGAAAUCAACUGAUGUAGGUGUUAUGCUUUUCAUUUCUCACAGUUGCCGUUUUGGAGAACCUGGCAGCAUAACAAAAAGGUGUUUUCGUGAAGCAAAUAUGAGUCAUGGAAUGUGAAAGCAGAGGUACCUUGUGGAUCCAAUUCUACGAGUUUUUAAACUUCCGCACUCAAUUUUCCGAAGUCAUGAUGGGCUAUUGUUAUGAUUCUUGAUUGUCACUGUAAAUCCAUAUGCUAUUGAACAGAUUGUUUUACGUUUGAAUGUUAAUUAUCAUAAAGUUAUCAGCAAAAGCUUUUGCCUUUCAAACGUGACAUGAAGCACUGCAUAGGCUAAUGAACAGAGUUCCUGAAUGCUAUUGAUCAAGCUUCUCUUGUAUUUUGGAUUUUAACUUGCUCACAUUCCAAGAGCUAGAGAUUUGAGUCCUGCUGCUCAUUGUUUUUCUUUUUUUUUUUGGCUUAACAUUUUGAUGAACAACUAAUUCUAGAAGUUGUAUAAUUUUAGGGGGAGGAAACUUGUUAAUUGUUAGAUUCUUUCAUUUAAAAGUAUUACAGUGUUUUGUUUACAAAUGUAAAAAAAAAGCUGAAUAUUAAAAGUUAUGGUUAAAAUUCAAAUAUAAACCAAAGCCAACUAAUAUAAUGCUUCUACAACAAGAAACUUCUCUAUUACCAAACAACUGUUGGAAAAAACCACUGUUAUUACCGGACAAGGAUCGAUCUUGAUCACAGUUUAGAUCAGCUAAUGAGAAUCUUCAGACUCUCAUCAGUCGCACCGCGAAUUUUCCAGUCAAAUCACUACGCAACUCUCUCACCUGCGGCAACCAUCGCCGGAGCUCUUCAAGAACACAUCAACUCUCCGUCCCCAAACUCCGGGAAGAAGAUUCACGCCGACAUAAUCAAAACUGGGUUUAGACCAAAUCUAAACAUAUCCAUCAAACUACUUAUCUUACAUCUAAAAUGCGGAUGCAUGACUUACGCACGCCAAGUGUUCGACGAAUUGCCCAAACCAACGCUAUCGGCUUACAACUACUUGAUCAGUGGCUACCUGAAGCAAGGAUUGAUAAAGCAAUGUCUCCUCCUAGUCCAACGCAUGGCAUUCUCUGGUGAAAACGCAGACGGGUAUACGCUCUCCAUGGUUCUAAAGGCAUCAUCAUCAUCAUCUACUAGUCUUGGUAGCUUAUGCAGGCUUGUCCACGCCCGGAUUAUAAAAGGCCACGUUGAGCUAGACGAUGUGUUGGUGACUGCGCUUGUUGAUGCUUAUGUCAAGAGCGGGAAGCUGGAGUGUGCGAGGACAGUGUUCGAAACGAUGAAAGACGAGAGUGUGGUGUGUUCCACAUCGAUGAUCUCGGGUUACAUGAACCAAGGCCUCGUGGAGGAUGCUGAAGAGAUUUUUGAUAAGACUAGAGUGAAGGAUAUUGUAGUUUACAACGCUAUGGUCGAAGGUUUGAGCAGAACAGGUGAGACUGCUAAAAGAGCUGUUGAGAUGUAUGUCUUAAUGCAGCGGGCAGGUUUCCAUCCGAAUAUCUCGUCAUUCGCUAGCGUGAUCGGCGCGUGUUCGGUUCUGACCGCGCGUGAAGUUGGUAUGCAGGUGCACGGUCAGGUUAUGAAGAGUGGUGUGUAUACGCAUAUCAAAAUGGGGAGCUCUUUGUUGGAUAUGUAUGCAAAGUGCGGUGGGAUUGAUGAUGCGAGGAAGGUUUUUGAUCAGAUGAAAGAGAGGAACGUGUUUUCUUGGACUUCGAUGAUUGAUGGGUAUGGAAAGAACGGGAACCCUGAGGAAGCGCUUGAGCUCUUCGCUAAGAUGAAGGAAGUGAAUAUAGCACCUAACUAUGUAACCUUUCUUGGAGCUCUCUCUGCGUGUUCGCAUUCUGGUUUGGUUGAGAAUGGCUAUGAGGUUUUUGAGAGCAUGCAGAGAGAUUACUCUAUGAGGCCGAAGAUGGAGCACUAUGCUUGCAUGGUUGAUCUCAUGGGACGGGCUGGAGAUUUGAGUAAAGCUUUGGAGUUUGUUAGGGCGAUGCCGGAAAGGCCUAACUCUGAUGUUUGGGCUGCUCUUCUUAGCUCUUGUAGACUGCAUGGGAAUGUUGACAUUGCAAGCGAAGCUGCGGAUGAGCUUUUUAAACUGAAUGCGGAUAAAAGACCUGGGGCUUAUAUAGCGUUGUCCAAUGUUUUGGCUUCUGCUGGUAAGUGGGAGAAGGUGAGCGAGAUUAGGGAUGUGAUGAAAGCUAGAAAGAUACCUAAGAACAUUGGUCGUAGUUGGAUCAGUGCAGAGAAAUCUCAAUGAAGGUCUUUUGAAUUAGAGUUUUGAGAUUUUUUAGAAUAAUUGAUUGGGGGAUAUCUAUGAAACAUUGAAACAUUCAGUAAAGCUUCUCUCAUUCAUGCCCAAAUAUGGUGAGCUCGAAAACAUAUGUUUUUUGUGACGAAAUCAAAUUAUAUAACGGUUAAUUAUGUUGCCUGUUUGUGUUUCUGUUGUGCGUUUAUAGAGAUUGCUUUGUAUGUAAACAAGAGAGCACAUGUUCAUUCUUGUGAAGCGUAUCAAUGGCCUCUUUUGAGAAGGGUGAACCAGGCCUGUUUCGGUAAUUUCAAGUGUCGCCAUGCCUAACAAUGAUAUUGGCCUUUGAUUUUGUGUGGUUGUGAACUUGUGGUAUUUGCAGCUGACAAAAUAAACUUUUUGAGAUCAA
Molecule: messenger RNA, 3946 nt
Organism: Brassica napus (rape)
Lineage: Eukaryota; Viridiplantae; Streptophyta; Magnoliopsida; Brassicales; Brassicaceae
Product: pentatricopeptide repeat-containing protein At1g28690, mitochondrial-like
Exons: 11
Coding region: 2014-3549 (511 amino acids)
Biological process (GO): RNA modification
Molecular function (GO): protein binding; RNA binding
Source: RefSeq, a predicted model, not a curated record